UCACCUACCUAGACGCGAAGCCAGCUGACCAUUCUUACACACCCGCCAUCGCAGUCACAUGCGCUCCAUCUCGUCUUAAUCCCGACGCCGUCCAUGUCCGUUCCCGCGAUCCGUUUCGCGGCUAAAAAGUCCGCGAGGGACUGCACAGGCACUGUCCAGUUGCUGUGUCAUGUCAAGCCUGGGGUCAGUGCAGGGCGCGAGGGCAUCGCAGCGGUAUCAGAUGAGCGCAUCGACAUAUGCGUUGCGGCUCAACCAAAAGACGGCGAGGCAAACAAGGCAGUGAGGGAAGUUAUUGCUGAUGCGCUUCGAGUCCCAAAGUCCGACGUUGAAGUCGUAAAGGGGAUGAAGAGCAGGGACAAGACCGUGGCUGUUCAGGUGAGCGUCAAAGGCACGACUGAGCAAGAAGUCAAUCGCAUCAGAGCGGUGUUGGAGAGCACGAUAUGAGCAAACGACGAGUUUACCAAAGCAUUACUAUUAUAUUAAAGUCAUUAAGGAGCGUCGUAUAUACACCAUAAACAUAUCCGUCCAUCGCAUGAUUGUUCAUUAUCCCAUCCCAUUACAUCAAAUAGACAUUACCAACUCGUCUUCACCAUAACCAGUGUUGACGAUGAGUCUAGUACUGCCACGCACCAGGCUGGUCAACCGCAACGGUAAGUGCGCUGAA
This is a messenger RNA of Alternaria alternata, 664 nucleotides long. RefSeq names its product YggU-like protein. NCBI's taxonomy places the organism in Eukaryota, Fungi, Ascomycota, Dothideomycetes, Pleosporales, Pleosporaceae. The record is from RefSeq and is a predicted model, not a curated record. Gene Ontology annotation, cellular component: cytoplasm. The transcript has a single exon. The coding region runs from base 94 to 444 and encodes 116 amino acids.